CGUCGUGCUUUUUGUCAAACUGCUGCUGUUGUCAAGUCAAAAGGCGAAAUGUGUUGAGGAAUAUAGCAUUCCAGAUUUUUACUUGAAUUAUAAGCUAUUUUAGCUUCUAAAUUAGAUUCUAGGUGUAAAGUUAACAAAAUGCAAAGUAACACUGCUUAUAUAUGUUUAAUUUAUCUAACGUCUGCGUUAGUACUGACGUUGGCCGGUCGGGACUUUUAUCAAAUCCUUGGUGUAUCUCGGUCUGCAACCACGAAUGAAAUCAAAAAAGCUUACAGAAAAUUAGCAAAAGCUCUGCAUCCAGACAAAAAUCAAGAUGAUCCCGACGCUUCACAAAAGUUCCAAGAUCUCGGUGCAGCGUACGAGGCUCUUUCGGACCCUGAAAAGCGUGAGCUAUAUGACCGUUGCGGUGAGGAUUGCCUGAAGAAAGAUGGCAUGAUGAAUAACAAUGAUCCUUUUGCCAGUUUCUUUGGAGAUUUUGGUUUCCACUUUGGUGGUGAGCCACAACAACACGAAACACCACGAGGGGCGGAUAUCGUCAUGGAUAUCACUGUCACCCUGGAAGAACUAUAUAAUGGAAAUUUCAUUGAGAUAACCAGAAAUAAGCCUGUCAUAAAACCAGCGUCAGGGACACGUAAAUGUAACUGCAGACAGGAGAUGGUCACCAGGAAUCUUGGUCCUGGCCGCUUCCAGAUGAUGCAACAAACUGUAUGUGAUGAAUGUCCUAAUGUGAAAUUGGUGAAUGAAGAGAGGCUACUAGAGAUAGAGGUAGAAGUAGGUGCACCAGAUGGUCAUAAGUCCAGGUUACGAGGUGAGGGUGAACCACACAUGGACGGAGAGCCUGGUGAUCUCAUAUUUGUGUUCUCAACAGAGAGGCACCCACAGUACACGCGCAAGGGAGAUGAUCUCUACACCAAUGUCACUAUAAGUCUACAGGAUGCACUUACUGGUUUUACAAUGGAAUUGGUUCACUUGGAUGGUCACAAAGUGACAGUAUCCCGUGAUAAAGUAACGUGGUCAGGAGCCCGUGUCCGCAAGAAGGGUGAAGGCAUGCCUAAUUUCGAAAACAACAACCUUCAUGGAAAUCUCUACAUCACCUUUGACAUUGACUUCCCAAAACAAGACUUCACAGAUGAUGAAAAAGAAGGUAUUCAAAAUUAUUGACAAUCAUAACUAAACUACUAUCAUGCUCUAAUAUUUCUUCAUGUCUAAUCUUUUCUUAUUUUGUUUCAGCUCUAAGGAAAAUACUAAAACAAUCACCAAAUAAUAAAAUAUACAAUGGACUAUAGUAGCUAUACUGCCAAUUUAAUUUAUUUAAGUAGUGAAAUGAGUGCUACAGUAUGAACAAAGUCUUGUUUUGUUGUGUGAGGGAUAUUUCGUUACCUGUGAAUACAUGUGAUUGUUUUUUAUAUAAUAAACAUCCUAAGUGUAGAAUA
Helicoverpa zea (corn earworm) is the source of this 1433-nucleotide messenger RNA. It is a transcript of the gene shv, whose product is annotated as dnaJ homolog shv. Gene Ontology annotation, cellular component: endoplasmic reticulum. NCBI's taxonomy places the organism in Eukaryota, Metazoa, Arthropoda, Insecta, Lepidoptera, Noctuidae. Bases 139 to 1161 code for a protein of 340 amino acids. Gene Ontology annotation, molecular function: misfolded protein binding. The record is from RefSeq and is a predicted model, not a curated record. Gene Ontology annotation, biological process: protein maturation; protein folding. The transcript is spliced from 5 exons.